Molecule: messenger RNA, 8143 nt
Organism: Osmerus eperlanus (European smelt)
Lineage: Eukaryota; Metazoa; Chordata; Actinopteri; Osmeriformes; Osmeridae
Gene: iqsec2b
Product: IQ motif and Sec7 domain ArfGEF 2b
Biological process (GO): actin cytoskeleton organization; regulation of ARF protein signal transduction
Molecular function (GO): guanyl-nucleotide exchange factor activity; protein binding
Source: RefSeq, a predicted model, not a curated record
AGCGCUCCUCUUCUGCAAGCACCGCGCGCGCUCAGUGCAGUUCAGAGAUUUGCGGAGUCCAUCAACGUAUUGGUGUGUGCUACAACUGGGUUGUCAAAAUGGAUAACUUAUUCUGAAUAUCACCGGGAAAUUGUCUGUUACAUAAAUUUGUUAUUGCAUAGGGACAUGGUGUAAGCAAUCUAGAAACGAUGAGUUUUGAACAAAGUCAGUUUCAGGAUUUAGGCGAAACCCUGAAGUAAGAAAAAUUACAAACAUAUGCAUUACUCAUCCGGGAAGAAGUUGGACUAUCCAAAGAAUAUUCGAGGGCUUAUAGUUUGAAGACGUUUGGUUGGAUGCGUGGUGUGAAAAUAAACGGCAGUCUUCCUGGAAGAACACUUGGACAAGGGCUGUGAGUUCAAGCUACUCGGAUGUGUUCAAAGCAGGGCACGGGCGAGCACUUUAACCUCAACAAUGAAGUGAACCGGUCAUCCAAAAUCUUUACCUUGUCUUUAACAGAGACAAAACUAGUCAUGGGGUGAAAACCAUGAGAAAACUGCGGGGAUAUUCUAUGUGGGAGGGAACAUGGAAUAUUCUGUAUUAUGUAAUGCUUGAAAAAAUUGACAAUUAGUGGAUCAUCUAUCUACAUUUACCCCUCUCUCCCCAUCCUUGCUGAGUGUGAUGACACAUUGUGCUCAAACUCUUGAACUUCAAUCCCACAGAUUUGGAAUGGUCUUUCAUGAUGCUUAACAUGAAGACAUUGGAGAUUCAGCCAGUCCUACCCAGUCAUUAUUGCCCUUUAGCACCUACAUGGUGUAGCCAGCCUUGAUCCAUGUAAAGAAACUCUAAUCAUUGGUUUGCACUGGGAUUCUGGGAUAUGUAAUCAUACAGACCAUCUCGACACACUCUGCUGUGUCACUUCCUGUCUCUGAAUCGCACACAGGUUUUGAUUGAAUCUCUGAGGUCUGAGAUCAUCUUCUCGUUCGUCCUCUAGCACCCCUGUCUCUUCAUCCCUCUCCCCCCCCACUCAUUAGGGCUGGUGGGGGGAGUGGAUCUGGCGCUCCAGGGUCCUAGAGGUGGUACCCUGGAGCCGGGCCUCUCAACAUGGAGACAAGCCCCGAGAGCCCAAACCGGGCCGUGGAGUACCUCCUGGAGCUCAACAACAUCAUUGAGAGCCAGGCCAAGCUCCUGGAGACCCAGCGUCGGAGAAUCGAGGAGCUGGAGGGCCAGCUGGACCGGGUGAGCCAGGAGAACAAGGGUCUUAGGCUGGAGGGCCAGCUGGACCGGGUGAGCCAGGAGAACAAGGGUCUGAGGCUGGAUCGUCCUCCACGAGCGUCACAACCCCCUGAGCAGAACCACAACCACAGCCAGCCCCUCUCAUUGCCUGUACACCCAGGGCCUGUUCCUGGUCCUGUGCCUGUGCCCGUGCCCGUGCCUGUGCCCAUGCCUGUGCCUGGUCCCAGCCCUGGGUCUGGUACUGGGCCGGGUUCUGGGCCUGUGCUUGGCUCUGGCAGCACCCCCGCUCCCACAGCACCCACCACUGGGCCCAGUAGGAGUCACACCAGGCUGACCCGAGGCCUGUCCUGUGGCUCAUCCCCAGCUGAGCGGGAGAGGCUGGAGCACACAGACAGCACCGACACCAGCAACAGCUCCACAAUACGCAGAAAUGUGGAAGGGCAGUCUCAGUGUCCAGAGACAGGCACCCACACAAACAGCCCUUACAACCAGACUCCCUUCCUGCGCGGCUCAGAACGCUACACAGACAGCAGCGCCGGUCCUCCGGGCCCGAGGGGCCCCGUGUGCGUGGCUUCCCCUAGCACAGCGAGCCUGGCCUGGGCCCUGCGGACACGCCACCAGCCUGCCAGCCUGGCCCUGCGCAAACAGGAGGAGGAGGAGAACAAGAGGUGCAAGGCCCUCUCAGACAGCUAUGAGCUCUCCACAGACCUGCAGGACAAGAAGGUGGAGAUGUUGGAGAGGAAGUACGGUGGGUCCUUCAUGAGCCGCAGAGCAGCCCGCAUCAUCCAGACGGCGUUCCGCCAGUACCGCAUGAACAAGAACUUUGAGCGGCUCCGCAGCUCCGCCUCCGAGAGUCGCAUGACGCGACGCAUCAUCCUGUCCAACAUGCGGCUGCAGUACUCGUUUGACGAGCGGCAGCCGCAGGCCCAGAUGCAGACGCACUUUGCCCACAGCGUGGGCAUUGGGCCGCCCCACUCACCCGUGUGCAGCCCAGAGAGGGACACCGACCGGCCAGACUACACUCACCUGGAAGACUCCUUCUCCAAACAGGUGAAGUCCCUGGCUGACUCCAUAGAUGACGCCCUGACCUGCCGCCCCGGGAGGGAUGACUCCCAGGACGGCAGCCGGGAGGGUGGGGGCCUCAGCGAGGACUUUGGCGAGUGUGUGUGGAGCAGCAGCAGCAACCCGUCCUCUCAAAGAGGCCUGGGAGACAGGCCCCGGGGAGGGGGCGGGGGGCUGAGCAUGCACGGUGACAGCACUGCCACCUCCUACAGUGACGUCACCUUAUACAUGGAUGACUGUAUGCCCUCCUCGCCCCUCUCCCUGGACCGCGCCCCCAGCAGCACAGAUACAGAGUACUGGGGGCCCGGGGGGGGCGUGGGAGGCCGCGAGGACAGCAGGGACACCGAGGGAGGGGGCAGCAGCAACAGCCGCCGGAGCACCCCUUGCACAGAGUGUCGGGACUACCGUCUGAGGGGCGCCCACCUGCCCCUCCUCACCAUCGAGCCCCCCAGCGACAGCUCGGUGGACAUGAGUGACCGCUCGGACCGGGGGUCCCUCAGCAGACAGCUGGUCUACGAGCAGGAGCCCGGGGGAGGAGCCGGCUCUCCUCAGGGAACCCUAAAACACAACCCUAACACGGGGCCCCGGCCCUCCUCCACGCCCGCAGCCCAGGGCCAGACCCGUGCCCCCAGCCGGCCCCUACCCACACACAUCCCCCAUCACGUGGCACACCACCACCACCACCACUCCAUCCACCACCACCAGUACCCAGACACGCCCUCCUCCUCCUCCUCCCCCCAGCAGCCGCCCACCACCCCCCUGUCCUCCUCCUCCUCCACAGCGCUGCCCUCUGGUGGCCUGGAGCAGCCCUGCUGCUCCGAUGGAGACAACGACUCGCUCAACUCCACCACCAAUUCCAACGAGACGGUGAACUGCAGCUCCGGCUCCUCCUCCCAGGACAGCCUGCGUGAGCCUCUGCCCCCGCUGGGCAAACAGACGUACCAGCGGGAGAGCCGCCACAGCUGGGACUCCCCCCCAUUCAACAACGACGUGGUCCAGAGACGCCAGUACCGCAUCGGCCUCAACCUCUUCAACAAGAAGCCGGAGAAGGGGAUCCAGUACUUGAUCGAGAGAGGCUUUGUGUCGGACACCCCUGUCGGGAUCGCUCGCUUUAUCCUGGAGAGGAAGGGCCUGAGCAGACAGAUGAUUGGAGAGUUCUUGGGAAACCGGCAGAAACAGUUCAACAAGGAUGUACUGGACUGUGUGGUGGAUGAGAUGGACUUCUCAGGGAUGGACCUGGAUGAUGCGCUGAGAAAGUUCCAAGCCCAGAUCAGAGUUCAAGGAGAGGCCCAGAAAGUAGAAAGGCUUAUAGAGGCUUUCAGUCAGAGAUACUGUGUGUGUAACCCGACCCUGGUCAGACAGUUCCAGAACCCAGACACCAUUUUCAUAUUGGCCUUUGCCAUCAUCCUCCUCAACACUGAUAUGUACAGCCCUAAUGUCAAGGCUGAGAGGAAGAUGAAGAUAGAGGACUUCAUCAAGAACCUGAGAGGAGUGGACAAUGGUCAGGAUAUCCCCAGGGACUUGCUAGUUGGCAUCUACCAGCGCAUUCAGAAGUGGGAGUUACGGACCAAUGAUGACCAUGUGUCCCAAGUGCAGGCUGUGGAGAGAGUCAUUGUGGGCAAGAAGCCUGUGCUCUCCCUGCCCCACCGCAGGUUGGUGUGUUGCUGUCAGCUGUAUGAAGUACCUGACGCUAACCGACCCCAGAGGACAGGGUUGCACCAAAGAGAGGUCUUCCUCUUCAACGACCUACUGGUGGUUACCAAGAUCUUUCAGAAGAAGAAGACCUCAGUGACAUAUAGCUUCAGACAGUCCUUCCCUCUGGUGGAGAUGCAGGUCCACAUGUUCCAGAACUCCUACUACCCUCACGGCAUCCGUCUGACCUCGGCAGUGCUGGGUGGGGAGAGGAAGGUCCUUAUCGUCUUCAUGGCACCCAGUCAGCAGGACCGCACCCGCUUUGUCAGUGACUUGAGAGAGAGCAUCGCUGAGGUGCAGGAGAUGGAGAAGUACAGAGUGGAGUCGGAGUUGGAGAAGCAGAAAGGUGUCAUGCGUCCCAGCUUGCUGAGCGGAGGUGGGGUUGGAGGAGGUGUGGGUGUGAAGAGUGAUGUGGUAAAUGGCAUUCUGGGAAGGCCCAGUCUGGAUGACAACUAUUCUGCGGGGGAGGGGCUGAAACGCACAGCCCUCAGUUCCUCUCUCAGGGACCUGUCAGACACAGGGAAACGUGGUCGCAGGAACAGUGUUGGUUCCCUGGACAGUACCAUGGAAGGCUCCAUAAUUAGCAGCCCGCGGCCUCACCAGUGCUACACGGUGCCAGGAGUGGUCCCUAGCUGCUACGGAACAGAAGAUUACCGGCCUCACCGCCCCAUCCUGAGCCCCGGAACAGGGGUGGGGGGUGGGCCGGGGCAACAACACAUCCCUGCUGGGACGGGAGUUGGGGGAGUACCCAGCAGUGUAGAGAGGGGGGGGGUGGGGAGCGGCCCUGGGGGGAGCAACACCGGUUCUUUCCUGGGGUCCCUAUUCGGCAGCAAACGUGCCAAACCGCCAGGGCCCCUUAUCCCACCGGGGCCACCCUACCCCGCCCCUGUCCCCCCACCCACCACUGGAGGGCCCCCUCCUCACUCCCCUUCAUCUCUUUGCCAGUCCGACGGGGGCCCUUCCAAGAUCCAGGCACUUCAUGCACAGUACUGUCACACGGGCAGCGUGCAGCCCCCGCCUCCUUACUACCAUCACCAUCGCUACCAUGUCCAAACUGGCCCCCCUCCCAUGCAACCCAUGGCCUCUCAUACACUACAGAGAGGGCCUCUACACUGUCGCCCUCCGCUUGGCCCCCCACAUUUCCAGCACCAGCAGCUGGCCCAUCUCUCCCAGCUCUCCCAGCAUGGCAUACAGGCUCGCUACGCCAACAUGGUGGUGGGCUUUCCUCCCCCCCUUUCUCCUCACUCCCCACACUCCCCGAGUCCUCAGUUCGCCCUCUACCACACACAGCCCACACACUCUGUCAGGGGGGGCAUCGCCGCUGGCACCAAGCCUCCUCUGACCUUGUCUCACUCCCACCCGCACCCCCACCCCCACGCACACUCCAACACCCACCCCGGACACGUACACACGCCCCACCCAGCCACCCACCCCACCCAUCAGGCACAUUUCAUCUUCGGCACGCUGCCCCACCAGUCAACGUCCGGCUCCGUCAAUGCCCAUCACGCAGCCUCCGCCGCCCAGUAUCUGCCCCAGUACCCUCCUCUCUCUUCCAUCCCCCCUCCCCCCCCCCACUCCCCUUUACCCCCCCCUUCCUCCCCCCUUACCCCUCUUACGCCUCUCUCCCCUCCCCCCCCAGCACCCCGGACAGCCCCAGCAGGGGCCCCAGGUAACGGGAGCUGGGGCGACAGGCACAGGGGGCAGUUCCAAAUCCAAACCUAUCAACCGGAUCAGUACGGUGGUCUGAGCAGGAUGUGGCCACACAGAGGUCUGAGGUCAAAAGGGAGAGUGGGGGAGGUGGCCAGGGUCAGGUCCAGGGCUAGGACGGAGCAGGACAGUAACAGCAGUAGCCCCAGUGACAAGAAGAAACGCAGCUUACUUCGCCUCUGUUACUUCCACCUCCGCUUUCCGCACAUGUAGAGAAAGUAGUCGGAUCUACGCUGAUUGGUGUUCAUUUUCUCAGGUGUAUGAAAACGGCUUCAGGCAGGAAAAGUAUUAGAGACGUGAAAAGUAAAGACAGAUUGCGUUCACACAGGCACACACAUACACAAUUAACUACUUCUAUAGCCAUAUGAAUGAUGAUAGUAAAUGUAAAUGUAGAGUACAGCCCAGUGUUUCACUGUCUGAAGUUUAGUUGGGGUAACAGACUGCACAGAGACAUGAGCAAGACUGUUUACACACUUACCAUUGUGCAGUGCUGGAACAGAACUGAACAUCUGAGAGACCAGCUACAUCCAAAUGGAUGUUAAAAGACUUCAACCAUUUAAUACAUUCCAGCAGGGUUGUACAUUGUAAACAGCCAUAGAGGAAAGUUGCAAAAAAUGUCCCUUGACUUUGCAAUAAUUUACCUAGCUUAAAAAUGUAUUUGUCAGUUUAUACAGGUCUUCAUCGCUGAAAGGUAUCCUUUUCUAAUGUAGACCUGUAGAAAUGUUUCUUUGUCUCAUACUUUUAUGAUCUUUGCACGGUUUAUGACAGUCUUUGCCUCUAUGGUCUUUUACAUGUCAACAUGAGUCAUCUGGUUUCAUAGAAUUUACACACACUCCCUACAGAGAAUGUAGAAAUUAAUGAUACAACAAAUAAUAUAUUUGAAUGUUUUUCAAGCUUUUUGCUGUUGUAUAGCCUAAAUGUUAUAUAUACUUGCUAUGAGUAUGAUGAAUAUUGUCUAAUAAUUGUUUUGACCAGUGAUUAAUGAUAUAAACACACUGUAUAUUUGGUUGUAUAUGAUUACAGAAUAUAUGCACAUACAGAAAUGUCCUCAUACCUUGAUAUGACAUGAGGCUGUUAUGAUAUGUGGAGUGUGGUUUGUUUUUGUUCUUUAAGAAGAUUGCCAUUGAUUUCCUCUAUUAUCAUAGCUAUUAUCAUUGAUUGUUGAAAAUGUUAACAUUAAUUACUAUUUUGUUCUGAUAGAAUUAUAUAUCUUCUACUUAUUCCUUUUUUUUUAAACACUGGUGAUUAUGUGAGAAAGCAAUGGCACUGUUUCUAAAAUGGGGUCAUUUUCCAAUGUCAUCUGAACAGAAAAGACAGCUGAACUUAUGUUUUAAUAGAUAGCUUUUCAGGAUUUAUUUUUAUUUAGACCAGCUUCCCAACAUUAGAAAGGGCUUUGACCUAGUCAUGUAAAAUGACCCCAAUUCCAUCGGUGACUGACACUCCCAUGGCCCUUGACAUGCUCACUCUCUCAUAAUAAUCUAGUGAUAUUGAAAUGUACUCAUGCAGCGUGUUUUGGGACAGUCAAUGUCUUCAAACAAGCACGCUUCUUUAAUGCAGUUUUGUGGUUUUGCACACAUGUGGUGUCUUAAGUCAAUAAUGGCCUUCUUUUAUUCACCAACUCCCCAUGUAAAUCUCAGAUAUCUCUCCCUUCAUUCUCUGACACCCUAGUAUGCCUAUAGUCUUGUAAAUAGAACAAACACUAACACAUCCUGCUUCUCUACAAUUCAGUUCCUCUCUUCUUUUCACAUACUAUCCACCUCUCUAGAAUAUCAAGGGUCCUAGGGGGACCCAGGCCAGUGCCAGUAGACCUGAGUGAGAUUGGACAUUUAGUUGAGAAGUGAAAGCUUCAGAAUUGAGCUUUGUUAGUCCAACGACAAUGGAGAACAGAAAUACAGAUCCACUAAACAAAACAAAAAAAGCUGGGUAAAGAUUGGGUGUUAUAGGAAGAUUUUAUGUGUUUGCUAUUCCUCUGUAGUGUCACUUUUUGCAUGAAUAUAUCUGCACUUAUUGAAUGGAUUGUACUGUAUAAACCUGAGUGUAUAUACUAUACAAAUACAUAAUGUCUACAGGAUUAAUUAUUCUUAUUCUGUUAUUUUGGUGAGUGUGUAUGAUUUACAAGGUUUGUGUGUUUGUGUGCGUGUGUGUGUGUGUGUGUGUGUGUGUGUGUGUGCAUGUGUGUGAGAGAGAAAGAGAGAGAGAGAGAGAGAGAGAGAGAGAGAGAGAGAGAGAGAGAUGGCUAAUAAUGGAUGGCAAAUACAAUUUUAUUAUUUUAUAUUUUAGAGGUGAAGGUGAAAGAGUGCUAUGUGUACAAGUGUUUGUAUGUUUGAGGAUUUAUUGAUAUUAUUUAAGUCACAUCCUACAAAAAGUAUGAUUUCUGAAACAUAUUUUUAUGUAGUAAGUGUUCUGAAAGAAUAGAGGAUUGAGAUGUUCUAUUUAUUGCUUCUGAUAUAUAUUAAAAAGUGUCCUUGCA